Acanthosepion pharaonis is the source of this 801-nucleotide messenger RNA. The record is from the annotation of a GenBank genome assembly. Lineage: Eukaryota; Metazoa; Mollusca; Cephalopoda; Sepiida; Sepiidae.
AUGACUGUUGUAGCUGGGGAUGACACAUACAUGCCAGAAGAUGACGGCCAGCCAGUACCCUUGAUACAAGCAGAACUCAAUGAUAACACGAGGCCUGGACCUUUCAAAGGAGUCUGCUCAGCUGCUGGGUUCACGUCUCAAAGAGAAACAUAUUCUUACCCUCUCGUUGAACCGAACGAAACACCGCUUCCAUCCUUACAUAUCAAGUUAGGAUUAAUGAAGAACGUUGGGAAAGCAAUAGAGAGGGAAGGCAGCUGGGUUGCUUUCCCACAGGAGGAGGUUAUACGGAUAAGCAAGGCUAGUAUACUUGACGGCUCUCAGAUAAGAGAACCCAUGAAAGACCUAAUUCUUGACGAAGCUGAACUGUCCGCCUGGCAGUCACUGAUGUCAGUAGUUACAAACUUCCUGGGAAACCUCCAGAGUGCAGAAUACGUGAAGGAAAUUGAAGAGCUAGUGAAGAUUUUCCGCCAACUCGGGGCACGAAUUUGUGGGGGUGGGGUACGUGUCGACAUUUCUCUUUCUUGGAAUUGCAUCUUUAUCUCCUUUCAUCUUCCUUCUUCGUGGAGUGCAUUUAUUGUCUUUCUUUCUUCUAAGAUUAACUUUUUUUUUUUCUUUCAAAUUUCUGCUUUAAAUUAUAUCUUCGGUUUUGUUUUCUCCACGUCAGUUUUAUUCCAUUAUUUUCUCUGUCGUUUUUUCUUUCAUUUUAUCUUCGCUUCAAAUGUGUUUUCUUUCUUUCUUUCUUUCUUUCUUUCUUUCUUUAUUUCUUUCUUUCUUUCUUUUCUUUCACGUUCCAUAGAAUAA